Messenger RNA from Gambusia affinis (western mosquitofish), 994 nucleotides. It is a transcript of the gene spmap2, whose product is annotated as theg spermatid protein. The record is from RefSeq and is a predicted model, not a curated record. NCBI's taxonomy places the organism in Eukaryota, Metazoa, Chordata, Actinopteri, Cyprinodontiformes, Poeciliidae. The transcript is spliced from 7 exons. Bases 180 to 902 code for a protein of 240 amino acids. Gene Ontology annotation, biological process: spermatogenesis.
CAUCCGGACUUGUGUGUCAUACUCACAGAGCAGUGGGGUUAAUUACCAUAGCAACAGAGUACUGACCAGGACAGCCAGUGUUCUUAGCAAUGGAGACCUUAGCUUGGCACGAGUACGCCGCCUAGAGGCAAGCUGGCAGAAGACAGAAGGGGUGUGUGUCAUCAGCCUGCACUGCUGUCAUGGGACCUGAAGUUCAGCAACCAUCUGAGCGUACAUCCGACCAGCUCAAAUAUCUGGACCGUCAAACUGUUCAGUGGCUCGAAAAAAAACCAUCUAAGACAGAUGCCGUCAAGCGACCUGAGUUGGCCCCUACUUGGGCGGACUUGACCAGAACUCGAACUUUCUACUCUCAUAUCCGACUUUCUCCCAAAUCGAAGAUCAGCAAAUGGGCUCUCCAUGCCUUCCCAUCUGAACGAGUAUGUCAAUUGGCUCAACCUCGGCCCUAUGCAACAGGGUGGCAGCCUGAACUCCCUCUACCAACACCUGUGAGUAGAGCGUCACUGUCGGCAGUGGCCUCCCCCCGAACUUGCAAGCUCGCCCAGCCAAAGAAGCGGCAUCCUGACCCUGACCCUGGCUACCUAGUUGGAUCUCGACCUAUGACCCAUUUGACCUCGUCCCGUAUAAGCAUGCUAGCGAGUGAGUUUCCAAGGGCAGAACAUCCAAAGUAUGAGAGACCGCGCUCAGCAUGCUGGCCCGUUUCCGUCUCAGCCAGAAAUUACGUCCCCUCCCAAAGACUUCUUGAACUGGCCUGUCCCAGAAUACGGAAAGAUGUGUAUGACGGUUAUGACCCAUUUGUUGUCAGCCAUGCAGCUCUCUGUACUAACCCCUCUCCUCGGACAUUACAGCUCUCUGUGCCUCUGCCUCGAAAAUGCACUCCAAAGGCAUCAACUCGCCGCAUCUAGUCUCUAGAGAGGUGUUCGAUGUUCUUAGGUUCAUCACCAAACGUCUCGCUGAGAUCAUUUCAUUCCAAACAGCAGUAAAUUUGCCAGCUCUG